UCAGAAGACACCAAAUUCAUAUGGAGCCAAAGUAUUGAGCAGCAAUAAUGACCUGGACACAAUGUUAACUUUUGAGUAGCCACUCUUGUAUUGUUACAAGGUAUAACAGGUAUUGUCCAAUUUGUACAGGAAAAAGUAUAAAAUAAAAUAAAUAGUGUGCACACUUAAACAAAAUAAAAGUACUUGUUGGGGCCCUUUAAGAAUUUAGAGUUAAGUUGGCAACAGCCAAUUUCAAAGGUCCUUGUGAGUGUAAUUGGAAUGUAUGAGUGUGUGGGUGUGUAUCUUCUUUGGGGUGGAUCGUCCUCAAAGUGGUUGGCUCGCCAUCUAUCAUGACCGGAAUUUUGUCCUGGUCCUCGGACUUUUCUGUCCUCUCCAAAAACCUGACCGUUGCUCUGUUUCACAAAAGCCCAACACACACUGGUGUUGGAAUUGCAGCAGCUCUCCGGAUGAAAGGUGAGUGGUUAGCUGACGUUGCUUCUCUCCUUCAUCCAGGCACUCGACUCCGGACUUCCAGCAGGUAGGUCAUGUGACCCAGCCAGGCUUCAGGACCCUUCCUGCCCCCCCGCGUACUCGCUCUGCUGCCUCAGCUCUUUCAGACUCUUUGUUUCAACAAAAGCUCCGAACACAAACGCUGGCUGAACAAAGGCGGCUAUGUUUCCAGAACGCCAUCCUCCCAUAAAUCCCGGUAGCAAGCAGGUCUGAGCGGUUUGACACUGGCAGCUGCUGAUCAUCAUGCCUCUGCCCCGACGCCGCUCAUCCUUCCUCGGACAGACGGCCGCCGAGCGGCCGCCCUCUGCCUCCUGCGGGAGAAUGGGGUCGGCGGGCACCUCCGCCCCUCGCGGCGUCUUCGUAGGCUCCACCCCACCAGCGAGUGUUCCCUCUGGCCUGGGGACACGGGUGUCACGGCGAGCUCUGGGCAUCAGCAGCGUGUUCCUGCAGGGGAUGAGGAGCAGCACAACACCGGUGCUGCCCCGAGGCAGCGAGCGAGCAGUGGGGAGCGGUGCGGCGGCAGCGGGACUGAACAGCUGUUUGACGGAAUACCGCGACAAAGUGAGAGCGCUGGAACAGCUGAACCAACAGCUGGAGGAGCAGAUCCGCCUCUGCCUGGACCGCAAGGCCUCGAGCGCUGGAGCCUGGGGACCCCUCAGGAGGGAGUGGGAGGAGGUCUACAGACAGGUCAGUGAAGCCAUCCUGGACAACGCCCGGCUGAUGCUGCAGACAGAGAACGUGCAGGCCAACGCUGAGGACUUCAAGGACAGGUUCGAGAACGAGCAGCCGUUCCGUCGGGCAGUGGAGGAGGAGAUCAGCUCGCUGUACAAAGUGAUUGAUGAGGCAAACCUGACAAAGGCGGAGCUUGAGGAGCAGAUGGAGAACAUGAGGGCGGAGCUCCGCAGCCUGGAGCACAACCACGAGCAGGACGUGCGGACCCUGUACAGUCAGAUGGCGGGACGUGAUGUGGACGAGCCCGACGCGCCCAUAGAAACCAGUCUGGACCAGAUCUUGGCCUACAUCAGGAGCCACUGGGAGAAAGUGAUGGAGAAGAGCAGGGCUGAGACUGACAGCUACCUCGACUGUAAAGAGGCACUGUGCGUGAGCAGCAAGCUGAGUCCAGAGGAGGAACAGGUGGAGGCGCUGAAGGCUGAGUGCAGCGACACCGGCUGUAAGAUCCAGAGUCUGCAGGCAGAGACCGAGUCUAUCAGAGCCCUGAAACGGGGUCUGGAGAACUCGCUGAGUGACGCCCGCCACUGGCACGACAUGGAGCUCCAGAAUCUCGGCUCAGUGGUGGCCAAGCUGGAGGCGGAGCUAGCCGACAUACGCGGUGAAAUCGAACAGCAGCGCCGCGACUACGACACGUUGCUGAGCAACAAGCAACGGCUAGAGCAGGAGAUCAGCUUGUACCACGGCAUCCUGGAUGGCGAGGAGAACCGAUUCGAGACGCUAUGUUCAGGUCUCCACUCAGAGCCCGAGGGAGCUGCUGCUCCAGACUCCAGGAGCGACCCUCCAGGAUCUCCAGGACCUGCAGCACAGUGACCCCAGAGGAGAACCUGAGCGGGCUGACCCAGUCUACCUGUGCAGGUGUGGAGGAUGCUGGAAGUGCAGUGUGCGUUUCAGCUGCUCGGUGUGGACGUGAUGUGUUGUAACGGUCUUCAGGUGAACCUGCCGAGAACACCUGAGGAUCCGCCUGAGCCCGACUGGACCUGAGACGUGUUGCUCUGUGUUAAUAAAAGUGAAUGUGACGGUGUGUUCAGGUGCUCCUUGUUUCUUUCAAACUAAAAUAAAGGUGUGAGAAUGACGUUAGCGUGUCACAGAACGACCUUCACUUUAUUCAGAGCUGCCACCCUCCAGCCGGCGCACGGUGCUCACAGCUCCGAAGCAUCGACGCCAACUUGGCGCAGGAGUGAGCACAUCUCAGCUCAUCCUGGUGGCGCCUGUUGUUCUAUGUGAGGGUGAUGCCUCACAGGGGUGCAGCGAUGGCUGACGGCCUCGCCGAGUCCCCCAGUAAGAACCAAGACGAAACAAAGUUUCUGUAGAAGGUUCCUGAUAACGAGGACAUGACUCCACCCAUCCCCCCGCCUGAGAAUAAACCUUCGUUGAGGAUCAAUAACUGAUUCAGAGAAAAUAAUCAACUAUUUAAAACUCAACGAGCUCUGACAAUGGUGCCACUGCAGGUCACUGAGAGGGCAACAGGUCCGAAUCCGCAUUGAGUCAUUUCCUGGUCUCCGCCCCUUCCUGUCCAAAAGCAAACAUGCCCAAAAAUACAAAGUUGUGCUAAUUGAUUGCUCAGACGUCGUAAUCAAUAACUGAUUAUUGUCAGAAACAAAGAGACAGAAAUAAAAUUUAUUAACCAAACUUUUCUCUUUAUUGAUUCACAACAAAACAAAUCAAUCAUAAGUUAAUCAAUACAAAUAAAACCCACUGAUGAUGAGGCUGAGCGUCCAAUCAGAGAUCAGCAGGAAGUAAACAGUGACUGACGGAUUUUAAGCACAGAGAUCAAUGACACGAUCGACUGGACCGCUCUCUGCAGGCUGCGGCCCAUCACAGUGCAAUGCCCCCGGAGUGCGCUAAGCUCCGCCUACAUGCUGUUUAACACACGUCUGUCUACUGAGCGUGCUCCGUCGCUUAUCCGCUGACGCAAAUGCAGAUGUCGAUAAGUGAGGGGGCGUGUCCACCA
Messenger RNA from Oreochromis niloticus (Nile tilapia), 3172 nucleotides. It is a transcript of the gene bfsp2, whose product is annotated as beaded filament structural protein 2, phakinin. Lineage: Eukaryota; Metazoa; Chordata; Actinopteri; Cichliformes; Cichlidae. Gene Ontology annotation, biological process: intermediate filament organization. Bases 733 to 2031 code for a protein of 432 amino acids. The transcript is spliced from 8 exons. The record is from RefSeq and is a predicted model, not a curated record. Gene Ontology annotation, cellular component: intermediate filament; cytoskeleton. Gene Ontology annotation, molecular function: structural molecule activity.